AGCCGGGCAUGCUCACGCCCAUCUGGGUCCGCGGCCGCAGGAGAAAACGUCCUGCCGAGGAAUCCUUCAACGAUGAGAACCCGAGGCCGAUACCGAGCGGACCCAAGGGCGGCCGACCCCUGAUGUCCCGCCAGGCGAAGCUCGAUUCCUCGCAAGCCAAAACCGACAAGCGAGCACGUCUGCUCGUCGCCAAACCGACCAAGCAGCGGAAGAAGCUGUCGAAUCUGGAAUCGCUGCCCGUCGAGCUGAUCGAGAAGAUCUUCCUCUACUCGCUGAACGUGAACUUCGCCCGCUGCUCAUUGCCCCUCAUCGCGGCGAUCUCUAGCGAACGCAUCUACCGGGCCUUGAUCCUGCUGGCCUUCUGGGACGAUACCUCGACGACAGCCGCGGGAACGCGCGCCUCCGAAACAGCCAUAUCCAGAAUCCUGCGGCCACUGGACUACUCACCCCUCCGCGAUGCAGACCGCAGACAAUUGCAGGAUACCAUCCUGCGCUGCAAAUGGUGCACCGUGCAGCGACUCCUGGCUCAGCUCCCCGACCUCAUGAACCUCUGCAUCCAGCGCCACUGGUUCGGCGCAGGGAUCGUCAUGGCCCCGGAACAAGAAGACGCAUUGAACCGAUUCCUCGCGCAAGAACAAGACAUCCGCACCUUUGAAGGCACCGACCCUACCAGCACCACUACCACCGACGACGACGACGACGACGACGACGACGACAACCCAACCCACUACACCCUAACCAUCAACCCCCUCGUCUCCAUCACAAUCACCCACCACGAGACCGACCAAACAACCACCCACCCCAUCCUAGGCGUGCUCCUCAUCCCCCCCAACCUCCUACAAGGCGGGCCCCUCGACUCGGAAGAAGAAGGCUUCACCUCCCCAGCACACACAAACUACCUUGAAACCCUCCGCAUCGCCAGCGGUUUCAACCGCACCGCCCUCACCAAACCCACCGUCACGCUCUCCCGCCCCGCCCUGCAACGAGGCAUCCACACCGCGCUGGUCGAAAACAACCGGAAGGCCCUCACCACCCUCCUCAAAAUCGACGAAUACCAUUUCCGCGCCGAGAACACCGACAUCGACCCUGCCUCCGCCGCCAUGAUACCGUAUACCCUCCCCGCGGAACACUUCCGGACGGCCGUCCGCGUCGCCCGUCGCGAUCCGGUCUUCUUUCAAAUCCUGCUGCGCGCCAGUGCGGAGUCCGUGCCCGCUGAUGACCCCGAGAUCACGGAGUGGGCCAUGCAGCAGCGGGAUGCGUUUGGGGCCUGGCUGUUGGAUCUCAUGCUGCAUUUGCCCGAGCAGAUCGAGGCUGCGCGGACGAAUCCGGCCGAGCAGGCGGUGUUUUAUCUGGGACGGGCGAAUGCGCAGAGGGGGCUGGCGAGACGGUACCUUAGGGAGGUGCUGGGGGUGGAGGAGUUGGGCAGUUGGUUGGAGGAGUCGACUUUUGAUGUUUCCGGGUUGUGGAAGAUACCGAGGAUCGAUUGA
Messenger RNA from Aspergillus heteromorphus CBS 117.55, 1487 nucleotides. RefSeq lists its product as uncharacterized. NCBI's taxonomy places the organism in Eukaryota, Fungi, Ascomycota, Eurotiomycetes, Eurotiales, Aspergillaceae. The coding region runs from base 9 to 1487 and encodes 492 amino acids. The record is from RefSeq and is a predicted model, not a curated record. The transcript has a single exon.